AUGAACUCCAACGUCCCUCCUCAGCCUGGUUAUGCCCCUUCCCAGCCCGUAUUUCCCAUCAAUGUCCAGCCGUGGACAACCGGCCUUUGCGACUGUUUUGAAGAGCCAACCAAUUGCAUUAUUACGUGCUGCUUGCCUUGCAUCACCUUCGGGCGGAAUGCAGAGAUAAUCGACCGCGGAAGCACGUCAUGUGCCUCCAAUGCCUUUAUCUAUUGUGUGAUCGGGUGUACCGGCUGCAGUUGCUUCUACUCCUAUCCAUACAGGACAAGACUCAGAGGCCAAUUCCAGCUUGCAGAGGCACCUAUAGGAGAUUGCCUCCUCCAUUGCUGUUGCACCAGUUGCGCGCUGUGCCAAGAACACCGAGAGCUGAAGAAUCGUGGCUUUGACCCCACUAUAGGUUGGCAAGGUAAACAAGGAAGAAGCAACUAUGGAGCCAAUGAGCCCCCGCCCGUCCAACCUGAUAUGAAAAAGUAG
Messenger RNA from Nymphaea colorata (pocket water lily), 474 nucleotides. RefSeq names its product cell number regulator 2-like. Lineage: Eukaryota; Viridiplantae; Streptophyta; Magnoliopsida; Nymphaeales; Nymphaeaceae. The transcript has 4 exons. The coding region runs from base 1 to 474 and encodes 157 amino acids. The record is from RefSeq and is a predicted model, not a curated record.